CUUCUUUUUAUUUAGCUUUUGCUCUUGUCUGGUGCACACCAGCCAGAUUGAUAACCAACCCCUGCUGUGCCCUUCUUCCAGAGUAAAUUUCCCAACAUAAGUUGCAGGUUUUCAGCGAAGGAGAGGAAGAAACGGGGGCCAGUGAUGGCCACCAUGAAGCUGGGUUCCAAGGCAGAAGCCUUCCAGCUUGAAGGCCAAACAUGGAGAUGCUUAACGGAGCUUGCAAGUGAUGUCGUCAUUGAAGUAGGAGAGAUGUCCUUCAAUCUCCAUAAGUUCCCACUGCUUAACAGGAGCGGGCUUUUGGGGAAAAUGAUGAGUGAAUUCCGCAGCGAGGAGGGAAAAGAUUGUGUUCUCCAGCUUCAUGAUAUUCCUGGGGGUGCCAAGGCUUUCGAGCUGGUAGCCAAGUUUUGUUACGAUAUCAAGAUAGAGCUGAAUGCUCUCAAUGUAGUGUCACUGCGAUGUGCUGCUGAGCACCUGCUUAUGACGGAAGAUUACGUGGGAGGGAACCUCAUAAUGCAGACCGAGAACUUCCUGGUUAACCAAGUAUUUGGCAGCUGGAAAGACUCGGUGAAAGCCCUUGAAGCAUGCGAGAGUGUUCUUCCUCAUGCAGAAGAGCUGCAUAUUGUCUCAAGAUGCAUCAACUCUCUUGCAUCCAAAGCUUGUGCUGACCCAAGUCUUUUCAGUUGGCCCAUGGUCGGCCACAGUACCACCUCCAAGAGCCCAGAAGGGAGUAGUAGUAUUCUUUGGAACGGAAUAGUCGCUGUAGGAGAGACACCAAGGUCGGGGAUUGCAGAUUGGUGGUACGAAGAUGUAUCAUUCCUCAGUCUGCCUUUGUUUAAGAGACUCAUCCUGGCUGUGGAGGCCAACGGCAUGAAGCCAGAAAACGUUGCCGGAGCCCUCAUGUUCUAUGCUAAAAGGUUCCUGCCUGGUCUGAGUAGAAACUUGAGCUUCCUCGAUGGCACUACUCGUAUCCCUCCCGGUACGUCGGUUUCAGCACCGUCAGAAAGCGACCAGAGGGUCUUUCUUGAAGAGAUUGUGGACCUCCUGCCCAUGAAGAAGGGUGUGACUUCUACAAAGUUCCUUCUCGGCAUGCUUCGCACUGCGAUGAUCUUACGUGCUGGUCCUUCCUGCAAGGAGAAUUUGGAGCGGAGAAUAGGAACCCAAUUGGAUGAAGCUGCACUGGAGGAUAUUCUAAUACCGAACCUGGGCUAUUCAGUGGAAACUCUCUAUGACAUUGACUGCGUCCAGCGAAUUGUCGAUCACUUUAUGAUGAUCGACCAGUCAUCGGUCGCCACUUCUCCAGCCAUUGUCGAUGAGGGGCAAUUGGCAGCCUCGUCUCCAUUGUUGACCCCAUUGACCAUGGUAGCAAAACUUGUGGAUGGAUAUCUUGCAGAAGUUGCAGGAGACGCUAAUCUGAAGCUGCCUAAGUUCCAGUCACUCGCUGCUGUCAUUCCUGAUUACGCCAGGCCUUUGGAUGAUGGUAUCUACAGAGCUAUUGACAUUUACCUAAAGUCACAUCCAUGGCUCACAGAAUCAGAAAAAGAGCAGCUCUGCCGACUCAUGAAUUGCCAGAAGCUUUCCCUGGAAGCCUGCACGCAUGCAGCUCAGAACGAAAGGCUCCCUCUCAGAGUCGUAGUUCAAGUUCUGUUCUUCGAACAGCUCCGCCUGCGAACCUCGAUCGCGGGCUGGUUCUUUGUCUCUGACAACAUGGAGAACUCGCAGGCUCCUCAUGGUAACCUUAUGCUCCAGAAGAACAGCAGUAGAGCAAUUCGCGAAGACAGCAAUCAGGAACAGGAGGAUGACCACCACGACAUGAGGUUGCGGGUUAUGGAGCUUGAGAAUGAAUGUUUGAGCAUGAAGCAAGAGAUCGAGAAGCUGGGGAAGCCGAAAAGUUCAUGGAACAUCUUCUCUCGGAAAUGUAGUAUCGGGAGCAAGUCGCGUUCAGUAACCAACAGUAAAUGAGUACUUUGUGGGAUUAAGCUUCGUGAUAGAGAUAGAACACUGCAGGUGGC
Molecule: messenger RNA, 2012 nt
Organism: Musa acuminata subsp. malaccensis (wild Malaysian banana)
Lineage: Eukaryota; Viridiplantae; Streptophyta; Magnoliopsida; Zingiberales; Musaceae
Source: RefSeq, a predicted model, not a curated record